This is a messenger RNA of Nerophis ophidion (straightnose pipefish), 3912 nucleotides long. It is a transcript of the gene fam13a, whose product is annotated as family with sequence similarity 13 member A. Lineage: Eukaryota; Metazoa; Chordata; Actinopteri; Syngnathiformes; Syngnathidae. The transcript has 25 exons. Gene Ontology annotation, biological process: signal transduction. Bases 227 to 3445 code for a protein of 1072 amino acids. The record is from RefSeq and is a predicted model, not a curated record.
AGCCGGGUUCAGAUUUCAGCCAAGGCAAGAAGUAGAAGAAGAAAUAAAAACACUCGACGAGCACACGCCGGCACCUUUCUGCUUUCACGCAGAAAUAUACUUUAAAUGGCACACUUUGGCCGGAAAAGGAUCCCCUUUGUGGGAGGAGGAGUGGACCCUGGACGAGUUUGAGGAGGAGAAGAAGAAGGAGGGCAGCACUUUCUUCCUCCUUCGCUGGUGUACAAGAAUGGGUGCAGGAGCUCUGACCAUCUGUCACAACAAGGCGGCGGUGCAGGUGAAGGAGGACAUGAAAAGGAUGGUUCAGAUGCCCAUGCUGAGACCCAGGUCAGGUGGGGCCAAGCACACCAAGCUGUUUGGCGCGUCCCUGUUGGAGCUGCAGGACAAGGGGCUGAUGGAGGACGGCGUGCCUCUGGUGGUGAGGAGGAUGGUGGAGCAUCUACGCAAGAACGCUUUGCGGCAGGAGGGUCUGUUCAGGGUGAACGGCAACGUCCGCGCUGUGGAGGCCUUGAGACAGCGGCUGGAGAACGAAGAAGACGUGGACUUGAGCGACUCGGACAUAUGCACGGUGGCCAGCUUGCUUAAGAAGUACUUUAGGGACUUGCCUCAGGGCCUUGUGGACUCUGCCGUCCAAAAGGAGCUGAUACUUCACUAUCAAGAAUGCGGCGACGACGGCUCCUGCUCAGACCUGAGGGACCUGCUGAAGCAUCUUCCAGAUGUGCACCACAGCCUGCUGCGUUACUUGUGUCACUUCCUCACAAUGGUGGAGAGCAACCAAAAGGAGAACCGCAUGACCGCACACAACCUGGCCACUGUGUUUGGGCCCAGCGUCUUCCACGUGGCUGCCAGGAUCGAAGCCUUGAACGAUCAGAAUAUCUGCAACAAGAUCCUGGUGCGGCUCAUCCAGAACCACGACAGCAUAUUUGAGAUGGACAACAAAGAAGAAGAAGAAGAAGAAGAGAAACUGGCAGAUGUCGUUCUGGUCAAGGUUGUGACAAAUAUCCCAGAAGUUCAGCGCCAAGGCAGUGAUGCACGGCUUAGGAGAAGGAAGGUGAGGAAAGUGGUGAGUGGCGACGACGCCCACGUGCCCCCCCGGCCUCCGCGCCCGGCCCCGCCGCCUCAGGGGGAUCGGCCUCUCGCCGUACCGAUGGGGUUCCCCCCGGCACCGAGCACCAUCCCGGAGGUCAUGGAAACGACUCACACGCCUCACAGAGACACAACCGUGCCGGCAUGUUGCCAUGGCAACCUGGACGUCAGGUCCUCCAUGGUUGGCAAGGAGGCCCUCAGAAGCUCUCAAGACGACGCAAGACCCAUAUCGCCUUUCUACAUAAGUCCACUCUGCUCACCCGUGCUCCGCUCACCUGAAGUGGUCGACAUCCUGGACCGGACCAUACGUUCCACGGUGGAGCAGCACCUCUUCGACGUCGACGCUGGCCAGUCGACCCAGAGGCGGCCAUCUCCCAAGGAGGCUCUGACCGCCAGACAGCGGCGGCGUCAUCGUAGAGAGCAGCAAGAGGACGGCUCUAGUCCCAGGGAAAGAAGCAGGGCCGACACCAACAAGGAGAACAUCCCGUCGUCAGGAGGCGGCAGGAGAAGCGCGGGGGUGGAUACAGGCAACGGCGUCGGCGUUGGGGUGGACUCACAGGCCGGACAGAACGAUCUGUUGGUGCGGGUGCCUAAAGCCAGGAAGUGGAAACACAACCCAACGCCUGUGCAGCUCAACAUGGACGCCCACAAGGUUUGUGCUGAAAACAAAGUUUCGUUGUACUUGUGCAAUGACAAUAAAGACCUAUCCUAUCCUAUCCUAUCCUGGGGGUACUUGAAGGUAUGCCAAGGGGAGGCCGGUGGCGUGUUAGGAGCCCCUGAGAGAACCAGGUCCGACCACAUGGAGCCACCUAAGAAAAGGAAUCACGCGUCACGGAAAGAUGACAUUACUCCCACGCAGACGCUCAGGAUGAAGAUCCAGGAGUCGCCCGCCGUUCGCGACCCCAGGCUCGGCGGCGGGGGCGGGGAGGUGCGGGGCUCGGACCAAGAGCGGGACAAGGCGAGCUGCGAGGACGUGCCUCGGCUGGACCUGACCACGCGAGGCCAGGACAACGGCAACUGGGGAGAACCGGUACCGGCCUUCUCGUCCCUGCGGAGGGACAGCAUGGACCGUGAGGAGGCUCGUCUGUCGCCGCACGCCGGAGGUUUGCUGAUUCGCCAGCUCUUGCAGGAGGACAGCGACCCCAUGCUGUCCCCUCGCUUCUACGGCUACGGACAGUGCCAGCAGUAUCUGGACGACACCGAAGUGCCUCCGUCGCCGCCCAACGCCCACUCCUUCAGCAGUCGCAGGAGGAGUUCCUCGCUGGGUUCCUGUGACGACGACAAGGAGGAGCUGACCACCGCCCAGCUCACUAAGAGGAUCCACGUCCUCAAAAAGAAGAUCCACAGGUUCGAGGAGAAGUUUGAAGAUGAGCGAAAAUACAGGCCUUCCCACAGCGACAAGGCUGGGAACUCUGAGGUCCUCCGAUGGGUCAACGAACUGGCCAGGUUGCGCAAAGAACUAAAAGAACACAAGCUGAUGAAGUCCGAGGAGGACCUCCCGCCUCUGACCCGCCAGCGCAGCAACACGCUGCCCAAGAGCUUCGGCUCACAGCUGGAGAAGAAGACCCAGCAGGAGAAGGUGCCCAAGCCCCCCGUGGAGAGCACGCUGGAGGGCAUCCUGAAGAAGCUGCAAGAGAAGCGCGAGGAGGUCAACCGCCCUGAGGACAUCAAGGAUAUGACCCGGGAGCAGUUCGGAGCGGAGAAACUGGCUCUGCAGAAAGCUCUUCUCCACUACGAGAGCAUACAUGGGCGACCUGUGACCAAGAGCGAGAGGCAGAUCAUGAAGCCGCUGUACGACCGAUACCGGCUGGUCAAGCAGAUCCUGUGCAGAGCUUCCACCAUCCCCGUCAUCGGCUCGCCCUCCAGCAAGCGUCGAGGCCCCCUCCUCCAGCCCAUUAUCGAGGGCGAAACCGCACUCUUCUUCGACGACGUCAAGGAGGAAGAAGAGGGCUCCGAAGACGAGGGCGACGCCAAGACGCAGUUCUCCACGACCGCCAGGCCCGACCUGAACGUGCUCAACUUUCUGGGUCCCGCCGAGCAGGAAGUGGACGGUUUUAUUUCCCCCGUGGACGAACUUUGUCCUUCUGUCAACGCCACCACCGACAUGCGACUGUCCAACCUGCACUCGGCCACCACGCAAGAACUGGUGGAACAACUCCAGGAGGCCCGAGAAGAGAAGAAGAGAAUCCGCAAAACCCUCAAAGAAUUUGAAGAGCAGUUCUUUCGACAAAACGGAAGGACCAUCCAGAAGGAGGACCGUUCCCCGCUGGCAGUGGACUACAACGAGUACAAACACAUCAAAGCCAAGCUGAGGCUGCUGGAGGUCCUCAUCAGCAAAAGAGACGCCACCAAGUUGGUCUAAAAACUAAAAACUGGAUUUUUUUACCAUCUCCAAACUGCGGACGAAACCCUCAACAAUUACACUUUUAAUAAUAAUAAUAAUAAUAAUAAUAAUAAUAAUCCCCACUCGUUUUUCCUCUCCUUUUCAACAUAUUUCAACCACAAGAGGAACAUAUACGAAGUCUUCAAAUGAAGCCAUCACGUUCACUCAUUUGUUAGAUUUGUCGUAAAGAUAAUUUUACGACAAAUUUGUUCACAUUUAAUGUAAGAAAACUUCCUGGCUAAAAUGAUUUGGCUGCUGAGACAAAAGAGUACUCGGGGCUACAAAACACGAUAAUAGAACGUAUUAAAUCGAGAGAAUUUGCCAGACUAAAGUUGGUAUUGUGCAAAAAAUUUUAUUUUUACGCGAAAAAAUAUUUAAUAUCAAUCAAUAUUUAUUUAUAUAGCCCUAAAUCAGAAGUAGGGUUUAUAUAUAUAUAUAUAUAUAUA